Molecule: messenger RNA, 2567 nt
Organism: Myiozetetes cayanensis
Lineage: Eukaryota; Metazoa; Chordata; Aves; Passeriformes; Tyrannidae
Gene: STMN4
Product: stathmin 4
Exons: 5
Coding region: 63-485 (140 amino acids)
Biological process (GO): regulation of microtubule polymerization or depolymerization; microtubule depolymerization; neuron projection development
Cellular component (GO): cytoplasm; neuron projection
Molecular function (GO): tubulin binding
Source: RefSeq, a predicted model, not a curated record
CCCCCAGCAUUCCCUGCCCCCCACCAGACACGGUGGAGCUGGCGUGGUCGGUGCUGUCGGACAUGGAGGUGAUCGAGCUGAGCAAGCGCACGUCGGGCCAGUCGUUCGAGGUGAUCCUGAAGCCGCCGUCGUUCGACGGCGUGCCCGAGUUCAACGCGUCGCUGCCGCGCCGCAGGGACCCCUCGCUCGAGGAGAUCCAGAAGAAGCUCGAGGCGGCCGAGGAGCGCAGGAAGUACCAGGAGGCGGAGCUGCGGAAGCACCUGGCGGAGAAGCGGGAGCACGAGCGGGAGGUGAUCCAGAAGGCCAUCGAGGAGAACAACAACUUCAUCAAGAUGGCCAAGGAGAGGCUGGCCCAGAAGAUGGAGUCCAACAAGGAGAACCGCGAGGCACACCUGGCUGCCAUGCUGGAGCGCCUCCAGGAGAAGGACAAACACGCGGAGGAGGUGAGGAAGAACAAGGAGCUCAAGGAGGAGGCCUCGAGGUAAAGCGGAUCGGACUCUCAGAGCUCCGGGAGGUGUUUUUUUGGUGUCCUUUCCCCUCCCCGGAGCUGAAGGAAGAGGCCUCGAGGUAAAUCGGAAAAUCGGAUCGGACUCUCAGAGCUCCGGGAGGUGAAUUUUUUGGUGUCCUUUCCCCUCCCCGGAGCUGAAGGAAGAGGCCUCGAGGUAAAUCGGAAAAUCAGAUCGGACUUUCAGAGCUCCGGGAGGUGAAUUUUUUUGGUGUCCUUCCCCCUCCCCGGAGCUGCUCCGCUCGGAUUUUCAGCCCUCCGGGAGGUGUUUUUUUUUUGGGUGCCCUUUCCCCUCCCCCGGAGCCGAAGGAAGAAGCCUCGAGGUAAAUCGGAUUGGACUCUCCGCGCUCCGGGAGGUGUUUUUUUUAUGUCCUUUCCCCUCCCGGACUCUCCAGCGCUCCGGGAGGUGAAUUUUUUGGUGUCCUUUCCCCUCCCGGACUCUCCAGCGCUCCGGGAGGUGUUUUUUUGGUGUCCUUUCCCCUCCCCGGACUCUCCAGCUCUCCGGGAGGUGUUUUUUUGGUGUCCUUUCCCCUCCCCCGGAGCUGAAGGAAGAAGCCUCGAGGUAAAUCGGAUCGGACUCUCCGAGCUCCGGGAGGUGAUUUUUUGGGUGUCCCUUCCCCUCCCGGACUCUCCAGCGCUCCGGGAGGUGUUUUUGGUGUCCUUUCCCCUCCCCCGGAACUGAAGGAAGAAGCCUCGAGGUAAAUCGGAAAAUCGGAUCGGACUCUCCGAGCUCCGGGAGGUGAAUUUUUUGUGUGUCCUUUCCCCUCCCCGGAGGCUCCCGCGGCAUCGGAAGGGUCGGGUCGGGUCGGGACGUUCUUCUUCUGCUUUCUGUGUUCGUGGAGGGGACGGAGGGGACGGGGCGAGGCCACCCGUGACAUUCCGGGGAGGGGGGAGGGAGGAUGGAUGGAUGGAUGGACGGACGGAUGGAAGGAGAGGGGAGGGUAGAGGCGGGAAUGGGGGGCCGGAUUUGGGGUCUCCACCUCCCGUGGGAGGGUCUCCCGUGAGUGGGAGGGUCUCCCGGUCACGCGUGGCCGGAGGAGGAGGAGGAAGAGGAGGGAAAAACCCCGGGGAGGGGAGGGGAGGGCUGGGAAUGUGCGUCUGUGUGUGUGGCCGUCGUUGGGAGCGUGCCGGGCAGGUGAGGAAUCCCCUCUGGAAUCUUCUCCUCCAUCCCUCUCCCCGUUCCCGCCUGGAGUCGGGAUCUCCCACCCCAAUUUUUUAUUUACCCUCCGAGCAUCACUUUGGGAAAGGGUGGGGGAGGAUCCGGAUCCCACCCCCACUGGAAUGGUUGUGGCUCCAAAGGUGUUUUUUAUUCCCUUGGAAUCACCCCCGAUCCUUUCCAAGGAAAGCCCUCGUGACUUCCCAAAAAAAGGUGGUGGGGUUUGGGGUUUUUUCAUUUUGUAAGAAACCCCCCUUCCCCCAAAAAAACCCAACUCAUCCUUGUGGGGAUUCUUGGAUGAAAUCCCAUUUUCCUGCUGUGGAGCAGCCGCCGUGGGUGGGUUUCUCCAUGGGAAUGUCGUGGAGCGGGAGGAGGAAAAGAGGGAUGUGGGGAAUGGAAUGGAGGGGGGGAAACAAGAGGGAAGGAGGAGGAGGAAAAGAGGGAUGCGGGGAAUGGAAUGGAAGGGGGGGGAACAAGAGGGAAGGAGGAGGAGGAGGAGGAGCCAGAGGGGGGGUUGGUGGAAGUGCCCCCCCGGAGGAGACAAUUCCAGGGGGGAAUCCCCUUGGAAAACCCGCUGGGCUCCUCGGAGCGCUGGCGGAGCUGCUUUUUUUCCGGGAUUCCCGGGAGCAGAGGGCGUGGUGGGGUUUUUUUUCCUGCCGGGAGGGGCGGGAAUGCCGCGUCCUCUCCCGCUUUUCCAGUCCCACCAUUCCUGCCCCCCUCCCCCCGGGCUUUGUCGCCCGCAAUUCCCGAGCUCCGGGGAGGAUCCCGAGGGAAUCCCGAGCGUCCCUUCGGCUGUGCCCGCGCGGAUCCCGCGGGAUUCCCGAGAAAAGGGGCCGUUCCAGCCGGGGCACGAGUUUGUCCCUUUUUUGUACACGACGUUGUAAAUAAAAACUGCCUUGGCCUUUC